Daldinia caldariorum is the source of this 534-nucleotide messenger RNA. RefSeq lists its product as uncharacterized. The transcript has 2 exons. The coding region runs from base 1 to 534 and encodes 177 amino acids. NCBI's taxonomy places the organism in Eukaryota, Fungi, Ascomycota, Sordariomycetes, Xylariales, Hypoxylaceae. The record is from RefSeq and is a predicted model, not a curated record.
AUGAAGUCAACCUUCUUCCUCACUCUGAUUGCUGGCCUCGCCGCUUCUGCGGUAGAAGGAUUCAACCAUGCCCAAAAAGAAGGUCGAAGGCCUCAGCCGGUGUAUGAAGUGGAGACGGUACAGCCGUCACUGCACCUCGAUAAGGUGAACUUGAAGCAAGUUCCCGCAAGCUCGGUCCUAUCAUCGCAUCAGUCUCCCGCCAGUGACUUUUACGAAUGCAGGAACACGAACCCCGCUCCUGGCGACAGCGACUGCAACAACAUAAUCGACGAAGUCUUCGCUCUUGAUCAACCGCUCAUCGUAGCACCCAACGCGUGCCUAUUAUUCCAAUACGGGACUUGCUGGGGCUUCUUCUGCGCCCUAUGCCAGCAACUGUCGACCGACACCAACUUCAUCGGCAACCAACUCAUCUCCGCCGAAGCUCUAUGCGUAGCCGGCGGACAAGCCGGUACCCUCGUCAGCCCGGAUAGGCCGCAGUGGGAGGCCGGCUUUAUCUACCAGGGCGGCAGUCUACCCACCUACAACGUCUGUUAA